Microthlaspi erraticum is the source of this 1404-nucleotide messenger RNA. Lineage: Eukaryota; Viridiplantae; Streptophyta; Magnoliopsida; Brassicales; Brassicaceae. The record is from the annotation of a GenBank genome assembly.
AUGGACACUAAAGAAAGUGACGAGUCUGGGGUUACGAGACCAACCGAACUUCCACUUCAUGAUUCAGUUUCUAAGAGAACAGGAACGUUGUGGUCGGCGGUGGCACAUAUAAUAACAGGAGUGAUCGGGGCAGGAGUGUUGUCAUUAGCUUGGGCCACGUCGGAGCUCGGCUGGAUCGGUGGUCCGGCCUCCGUUAUAGCCUUUGCCGCAGUCACAAUUCUCUCUGCUUUUCUCCUUUGCGAUUGCUACCGUUUUCCCGAUCCCGUCAACGGUCCCCUCCGACUUAAUUCUUACUCUCAAGCCGUUAGAUUGUAUUUAGGGAAGAAGAAUCAAAUCGUAUGCGGGGUCUUUGUAUACAUUAGCCUUAUUGGUUGUGGCGUUGCUUAUACCAUUGUAACAGCUACUUGCAUGAGAGCAAUUCUGAGAUCGAAUUGUUAUCAUAGAGAAGGACGCAAUGCAACAUGUUCUUAUGAAGACUACAACAACUACUUCAUGCUUUUGUUUGGUUUGGUUCAGGUCUUUAUGUCACAAAUACCAAAUUUCAACAACAUGACAUGGCUCUCUCUUAUCGCUGCGAUCAUGUCUUUUACUUAUUCCUCCAUUGGCCUUGGUCUCGCGUUUGGCCAAGUCAUAGAAAACCGACAAAUCGAGGGAAGUAUAAGGGGAAGUCCAGCAGAAAACAGAGGUGCAAAAGUAUGGUUAGUGUUCCAAGCUCUUGGGAACAUUGCCUUUGCCUAUCCUUACUCAAUCAUACUUUUUGAGAUUCAGGACACAUUGAGAUCGCCACCGGCAGAGAAGCAAACGAUGAAGAAAGCCUCGACGACUGCUGUAGUCAUAACAACAUUCUUCUACCUUUGUUGUGGAUGUUUUGGGUAUGCGGCCUUUGGAGAUUCCACCCCUGGAAAUCUCUUGACCGGUUUCGGAUUCUAUGAGCCUUUCUGGCUAGUAGAUUUCGCCAACGCUUGCAUUGUUCUUCAUUUAGUUGGUGGAUAUCAGGUGUACAGUCAACCGAUUUUUGCAGCGAUGGAGAGAUGUUUAACCGAGAAAUACCCACAAAACAAGUUCAUCGCCAGAUUCUACGGCCUUAAACCACCGUUUUCAAAAGGAGGAGCGGUGAAACUGAAUCCAAUGAGGGUGUGUCUGAGAACGACGUAUGUGGUGAUGAUAACGGGAGUGGCAAUAUUGUUUCCAUACUUCAAUGAAGUGCUUGGAGUGUUGGGGGCUCUUGGGUUUUGGCCUUUGGCUGUGUAUUUCCCUGUGGAGAUGUGUAUAUUACAGAAGAAGAUCCAAGUUUGGACACGACCAUGGCUUCUUCUUAGAGCUUUCAGCUUCAUUUGCUUGCUCGUCUCUCUCUUGGCUCUUGUUGGAUCUAUUCAUGGACUUGUCGGAGCAAAAUUCGGAUGA